AUGAAGAAACUCGACCAAGACGAUGACGUCAGCCUCACCCUCGCCCUCUCCUUACCACCACCGCUCCCUCCUCCUCCUCCUCCUCCGCCCACCGACCCCGCCCUCCCUCCACCGCCCGCCUCCGCCCGGUCGCGGCAGCCGCGGAGCCGGCCCAACAAGAAAAACAAGACCGACGUGGUGGAGCCGCCGUACCCGUGGGCCACAUCCACGCGGGCCAAGGUCCACACGCUGGCCCACCUCCUGGCCCACAACGUAACGACCGUGACGGGGGAAAUGCGGUGCAAGAGCUGCGAGGCCACGUACGACAUCUCGUACGACCUGAGGGAGAAGUUCGUGGAGCUGGGGACCUACAUCGUGGACCACAUGGGCUCGAUGCACCACCGGGCCCCCGAGCGGUGGAAGCGGCCCGCCCUGGCCCGGUGCGAGCGGUGCGGGCUCGCGGGCAGCGCGAGGCCCGUGGUGGCGGCCCGGAAGAAGCGGAUCAACUGGCUGUUUUUGUUGCUGGGGGAGUUUUUGGGCUUCUUGACGCUUGAGCAGUUGAGGUAUUUCUGUAGGCACGCUGGGGUGCAUCGGACGGGUGCCAAGGACCGGUUGUUGUAUUUGACUUAUUUGGGGAUCUGUAGGCAGUUGGAUCCUCAUGGACCGUUUGGAUCGACGAAUAACAAUUGA
This is a messenger RNA of Linum tenue, 669 nucleotides long. NCBI's taxonomy places the organism in Eukaryota, Viridiplantae, Streptophyta, Magnoliopsida, Malpighiales, Linaceae. The record is from the annotation of a GenBank genome assembly.